Rotaria sp. Silwood1 is the source of this 469-nucleotide messenger RNA. Lineage: Eukaryota; Metazoa; Rotifera; Eurotatoria; Philodinida; Philodinidae. The record is from the annotation of a GenBank genome assembly.
AUGUUCCUCUUAUGUGCUCCACGUGUACCAUUUCAAUCGGAUGAUUCUAUUUAUGAUCUUUAUACUAUUCCAAAAGAUGCUGGUAAAUCAACAAGUUCAACACAAACCCUGUAUGGUCUUUUAUUAAUUCGUGAAUAUGAUCAUAUUAGUUUAUAUGAUGCUCAAGAAAAACGGUCAUUAGCAAGUGAUGAUUCAGGUGUUUUUAUUUAUACAACAUCAAAUCAUUUUAAAGAAGUUCGAUCAAAAUUAUUAAAUAUUGAUCCAACAGAAUAUAAAUCUGAAGUACGAAAAGAUAUUAGUGGACAAUUUCAAAUUGCAAUGCUAUUAGUAUUUGUUUCGUUUUUUUAUACAAUAGAAUCACUUGAUGAAAAAGUAAUUUAUUAUUGACAACAAAAAAAAAAUUCUCAUGUUACUACUGUUUCCGAAGGGGUUUAAAAAAAGCAAAACAAUAUAGAAAACUUUAAUUUUA